Setaria italica (foxtail millet) is the source of this 1560-nucleotide messenger RNA. RefSeq names its product protein FAR1-RELATED SEQUENCE 5-like. Bases 1 to 1560 code for a protein of 519 amino acids. Lineage: Eukaryota; Viridiplantae; Streptophyta; Magnoliopsida; Poales; Poaceae. The record is from RefSeq and is a predicted model, not a curated record. Gene Ontology annotation, biological process: regulation of DNA-templated transcription. The transcript has 4 exons.
AUGAAGCCAGCCCAGGUGUAUGAGUUCAUGAAGCAGUUUUACGGAGGAGCUGACAAAGUGCCUUUUGCAAAAAUGGAUUGCAAUAACGAGAUUGGACGUGAGCGCAGAAAGUACUUAGAAGCCAAUGAUGUACAGACACUGGUAGAAUACCUGAGAAACAAACAGUCACAGGAUCCUACAUUUUUUUAUGCCGUUCAGGUAGAUGAGAAAGAUGGUCGGAUAGCAAAUUUUUUCUGGGCAGAUGGUCAAUCUAUUAUGGACUACAAAUGCUUUGGUGAUGCUGUGUCAUUUGACACUACAUUUCAGACUAAUAAGUUUGAGAUGCCUUUUGCUCCGAUCCUUGGAACAAACCAUCACAAGCAGACGAUAAUAUUUGGGGCUGCAUUGAUAUUUAAUGAAUCUAUUGAAUCAUUUGUUUGGCUCUUUGAAACCUUCCUAACAGCAAUGUCAGGCAAGCAUCCAAGGACAAUUUUCACUGAUCAAGACGCGGCCAUGGCUGGAGCAAUUGCUUAUGUAUUCCCAAAUACAAGCCAUCGCCUUUGUUUGUGGCACAUUUACUUAAAUGCUGCUAAACAUCUCGGGCAUGUAAUUCACGAGUCAGAUAACAAGUUUCUACCUGAUUUUAAGAGAUGUGUGUAUGAAGAUAGAUCGGAGGCUUACUUCAUUGAGAAGUGGAAUGAGUUGUUAUCUGAAUAUAAUCUGGAGGAUAACUCUUGGAUGAGAAACCUAUAUGAUUUGAGGGCAAAGUGGGCAGCUGUGUACCGUGAUGCUUUUACAGCGGAUAUGACCUCGACUCAAAGGAGUGAAGGCAUGAACAAUGUGUUUAAGAAAAGAUUUCGUAGGAAACUCGGUCUUUCAGAACUUCUUGUAGAAUGUGAGAAGGUUUCAGUUAGUCUUCGUGAAAAUGAGUUAGAUGAAGACUUUAAUUCACGCCGAAAGGACGCGGUUACUUACACCCCAAAUUUACCUAUGCUGAAGACUGCAGCGGAAUCAUACACAAGAAGGAUGUAUUCUGAGUUUGAGGUGUCAAGAGAACUUAUUGAUGAUUUGGAGAAAGCCAUAGAGAAGUUGGACUUGGAAGCAGAUACUUCUCUUAGCAAGAUGCAAGAAAAAUCAAAUGAGGUUCCUCCAAUUCGCCAUGAAUGUGACACAGGCUCAUUGAAUGGUGUAAUAUCUUUUAGAGUUCCUCAGGUGGUAAAAGGCCCAAAGAAUGCACGGUUCAAAAAUGUGGUUGAAAAGAAGACAGUAAAGUCAAAGAAGAAAAGUGCUAAGAAGAAAGGAGAGGAUCCAAAUACUGCUGCAGAAAAUGGAGAUGGAGGUGCUGAUCCAAAGCAAUUAACUUCUUACGACAAGGGUGCGGUCCUCGAGAUGGCCGACGCGCGGCUGAACGGCGACUUCGACGAGAGGCAGAUGGAGCGUGUGAUGCUCGUCGGGCUCUUGUGUGUCAACCAGGAUCGUGGGAACCGGCUGGGCAUCAGAGAAGCUGUCAAUUUACUCUCGAAUAUCAGACUCUCGAAUAUCAGACACCCGUUACCUGAACCUGAAGGUAUCAGCACAUGA